UGGAGCGAUAAAUUCGGCUUGGUAUUGGCCGAGGAAACUUUCCGUCUAAUGUUCGCGGGGACGUGCGUGCCUCGUCAAGCGCAGGACGUUCGCGAGCGCCGGCAGAGGAAAACAACCAAGGCCGCCCGCGCCAUCGUCGGCAAUUUUGCAACAACCCGCGCUUCUCUCACGACUGAAACAUCUCGCCCCCAAGAGCCAACGCAAGGCGUCAAAUGAAACACAGCGCUACCGGUUCCACACACCGGAGACAAGACGCACCAGGAGAAGCUUAAUCGCACCAAACAACAGUAAAUGGGUCCAGUAUCUUGGAGAGUUGUGGAAUCCCUGUUCACAAUAGUAGCCGUAGCUGUCGUGUCCUGGGUACUGCACAGGCGCUGGAAGCACGGCCUUUUCAAGCGGUAUGGAAUACCAGGACCUGAGGCGCGCAGCCUGCUUUUUGGACACUGGAGAGACCUUAGAAGAGACACGAUUAAAAUGAUGGAUGACUGGAUUCAGAACUAUGGUUCUCUCGUGGGAAUAUACGGUGGCGAUGUGCCGUUACUUCUCGUUAGUGACCUGGAUGCGAUCAAAGACUGCCUAGUAAAGCGGGCACAUGAGUUCCGUGACCGUGUACCUCUGAUAGUGAACGUGGAACCCCUUAAGAGCAGCCUUCUGGGAAUUAAAGGUGCCGAAUGGAAGAUGGUGCGGAGCGUUCUGAAUCCAACAUUUUCGACCGCAAAAAUGAGGAUGAUAUCACGCAUCAUAGAUGACUGCACUAACACUACAGUGGAAAUACUGGACCAACAACUUGCCUCGAGUGCUAGGGAUGUGGAUGUAUCUGUUAUGGCUCAAGGACUGACCAUGGACUGUAUCGCGAAAUCAGUGCUUGGUUGGAAGUGCGAGUAUCAGCGAAAUCCACAAGACCCCUUCCUCACGAGUUUGAGGGAGACGCUGAUAGGUGCCGACAAUCCCAUCGUGAGCGUCGCCGUGGCUUUUCCUCCCGUGCGAUGGCUCAUAAAAUUGGUGUAUCCGUACGUGAACUACGGAAGGUUCUUCUCCUUGGUUACCGACAGCGUACGCGAAGUGAUCAAAGCGCGACGGCUUCUGGAAUACAAAAAUCGGGAGGAGAAUGCUCGUGCAGUGGACAUGCUGCAGCUCAUGCUGGAUGCGCAGUACAAAAGCCACACAGAGAACGUCGAGUCUUGCAGCAACCGUCCAUCCAUGACGGACGAUCAUGUGGUGUCCAACUGUUUCGUCACUUUAGGUGGUGGCUUUGAGACGACGUCGCUGACGCUGGCGCUGCUCUUGGAUGAACUUGCUAGGAAUCCGGACGAGCAACAGAAACUGUACGCAGAGGUUUCUUCAGCCUUCCAGGGCGACGUAACCUCGGAGGCGCUGUACGACAAGCUACAGGGUCUCAAGAGGCUCGAGAUGGUAAUCAAUGAAGGGUUGCGUAAGUACCCGCCACUGGUGUUCUUCACCGCGAGGAUGUGCUACCAGGACACAGAGCUCGCUGGAAAGGUCGUUCCAGCAGGGACGCGCCUGAUAGUGCCUACGUGGAGCAUUCACCGGAAUCCAGAACUGUGGCCGGAUCCGGAAAGGUUUGACCCGGAGCGAUUUUCAGAAGGCUUGGAGAAAGACAGGCAUCCCGCCUCUUACAUACCUUUUGGCAUGGGACCCCGAGAGUGCAUUGGAAAGAAGUUCGCGAUGCUGGAACUCAAGAUGGCGCUUUGUAAACUGGUACGGCGAUACGAAUUCAGCUUGAGCAGUCAAAGUGUGGCCACGCUCGAAUUUAAGGUUCCAUUGAUAUCCAUAAACCCUGUAAAGAAUAUCGUGCUUCAAGUUAAGCGUAGGGGCAGCGCUCUGUGAUCAGCUUCUCGUAGAUAUCUCCCGUGCUGUAUUAUGUCACGUGACCCUGAAAAAAACCACCUGAAAUGAAUUUGUUGGGGUUGUCUCAGUACAGCCACCGUCAAAAGUUCAACGCUAAUGUGCAUGGCAAUAAUCAGGUGCCCUAAAAGUUGAAGCUAAAUGUACCACAAGGCUACAAAGGAAUACCGUACAGAUUACUCCGAAAGAAACCAUUUUCCUGCAUUAUUCCGGAGUCCCCCACUACGGCGUGCCUCAUAAUCAGAUCGUGGUUUUAGCACGUAAAGCACCAUAAUUUAAUUUAAUCACCCUUCAUUUAUACUUCAUCUGAGAUCAAGAGGGAAACAAAAAGGGGCUAUUAUGAGGCAGGUCCCGUUUUCUACACUGAUGAGAGUAAAAGGUAUCUAAAGAGAAAGGUAGGGAAAGAGGUGAGUAGAUAAACGCAGACUGUCGCAGAAGAAUACGAGGCGGCACGCAUCACUCUCACAGCUUAUCACGCAAACCGAAGGAUGCGAACUAGCGCUUUGGCUGCCUUUAGCGCAGACGUCCACCGCGGCCACUUAAUAUCGCUUGUUAAAUGCGCAAGCAUUUCUAUGCUUACCCAACGAGAAAAAGCGUCCGUCCGUCCAGUAAGACGAUCGCUUUCAAGAUAUAGCCCGCAGCAGCGAGCGAAUUCACCUUCGCGCUGCCUCCUGCGCCGAGCGCGAACGAAGCGGCGAGAACACAGCUAUCACGGAGCUCUCAGCACAUGCUGCACUCUGCCCCUUUCGCAGAUCGCUUUCAAGAUAGGGGCCUCCGCGUCUCUCUUCAACGCGAAGCGGCGAGAACACAGCGCGCGCAGCUAUCAGCAGUCGGCCCUCUGUGCGCAUCGCAGAACGCUUUCAGAACGUGCCAUACGCAGCCGUCGCCGAAGUACGUUUGAUCACGGUUCAUAAUUGUUCGACGCAAUGGAUAAGGCGCUAAAGAGAGAUAACGGCUUAUAAUAAUCGGAACGUAAUCAGCGCACCUAUCGCCGAUACCUGCAGUACUUUGCUUGAGUCAUCCAUGCACCUUGCGCCGGCACCCGCACCAGUUCGUGUCGCCGCCACGCUGUCGUUGCUCUCGUUUUUACUGGCCCGAUCAAGUUUCAUAACAUUAAUAAUAACAUCGGGCUGCGUGGCGAUGAGCAAGUGUCCCAAUGCUUACGCAUACUUAGACAACUCCCAGAAGAGUUUCUGCGUGAAUCUUGUAGACAGUGACCCAUUGUCUAUAGCGUGGUACGCAGAACUUGCUUCUUUUGACUUUAGUGAGGUCAAGUGCAAAGCAGUUGGCCCAUAAUUUCAUCGCAGCUGCAAUAUACUGGUACAAAACCAUGCAGGAAAGCCAGAGAGCAGAUAUCUACCAUUGUCUUGACGGUUACUACGACGCUUGGUCACAUGCCUACUUGGCCGUCCAGGUUGUCUGCAUGUGUAUCUAGUAAAUAAAUUUCCGUGUUUGCUUCCUCCUCCUUGCAACAAUAUAAAAGCAGAUUUGGUGUUCAGUGAAAUAGCUCAUCCUUCAUGUCUUGCAACUGAUCUAGCCGACAUGAACUCAUGAGCGCCACAUCGCUGAAAGUUGGGAGAAAACCUUACAUAAGCCUAAGGAGUUUUCUUAGCUGCGCCUGCACCCCGACUGCACUGCGGCUCAACCAUUCACAACUGCAUGCAUCCAACACGUUGUCUGCUGUCAUCCUUAUGUAAGACCUGCUUUGUAAGUAAAUCUAGGUCGUUCCUACCUGCCUGCCUAUCAAAAAUAAAAAGGCAUAUAUUUUUUACAGAUAACAAGGCGAAAAUCAACUUCUGAAGUUUGAGAAAAAGGUGUAUCUCUAUUCUGCUUACAACAACUUACGGUAUGCCCGUAUGUUCUCUAGUCACUCUAGUAUUGAGCCAGUUGUACAUCAAUAUGGCGAUUUGAUCAUUAUACGCAAGGUUUUUGGGAGGGCAUAGUGCUGAUGCGCACGUUUUUUUUUUGCCACCGUUGGUGCGGACUGUAUGUCACACUUUAUAAUUCUUCUUUUAUGCUUUUCGGCCAAUAAAACUCUACUGCCAGGAA
Messenger RNA from Dermacentor silvarum, 3915 nucleotides. Its product is annotated as cytochrome P450 3A24. The coding region runs from base 292 to 1848 and encodes 518 amino acids. The record is from RefSeq and is a predicted model, not a curated record. Gene Ontology annotation, molecular function: monooxygenase activity; heme binding; iron ion binding. NCBI's taxonomy places the organism in Eukaryota, Metazoa, Arthropoda, Arachnida, Ixodida, Ixodidae. The transcript has 5 exons.